Molecule: messenger RNA, 3998 nt
Organism: Perca fluviatilis (European perch)
Lineage: Eukaryota; Metazoa; Chordata; Actinopteri; Perciformes; Percidae
Gene: mfsd11
Product: major facilitator superfamily domain containing 11
Exons: 13
Coding region: 96-1463 (455 amino acids)
Source: RefSeq, a predicted model, not a curated record
AUUUCUACUUUUCUUCUAUUCUCAGAUGUGCUGUUCACGCCAGUAGAUUUUUGUGUGUGUUUACUGUCUCAAGGAAUUUGCAAAUAUCCAGCAAAAUGAGUCCAGAGGGGAAGAGGCUGUUCAACAUCGUUGUCCUAGGCUUCGGCUUUAUGUUUAUGUUCACUGCUUUUCAAACAUGUGGCAAUAUAGAGCAAACCGUUAUCAAGAGCUUCAAUAACACUGAGUUCCAUGGCAGCGGCUACACAAGCAUGGCCAUCAUCUAUGGAGUUUUCUCUGCAUCCAACCUGAUCGCCCCGUCAGUGGUGACCGUCAUUGGACCGCAGCUAUCAAUGUUUUUCAGUGGGCUUUUGUACAGUGGCUACAUAGCCAUGUUCAUUUACCCGUACACGUGGAGCUUCUAUACAGCGUCUGUAUUGGUUGGAAUAGGAGCAGCAGUCUUGUGGACAGCUCAGGGAAAUGUGCUGGCCAUCAACUCCACUGAUAACACCAUUGGAAGAAACAGUGGCAUAUUCUGGGCGCUGCUGCAGUUCAGCUUAUUCUUUGGAAAUCUAUACAUAUACUGUGCCUGGCAUGGACACGUUCACAUAACAGACAAGGACCGCCAGACGGUGUUCAUCUCUCUCACGGUUAUCAGUCUGGUGGGUUGCUUCCUCUUUUUUCUGAUCCGGAAGCCUGACCCUGAACCCGUUGCUCCCUCGGAGCAGUCGCAGUCGCUGCUGCAGGCUGAAUCCUCAGAGAGCUUCUCCACAGCCAGCUCUCCUGACGUAGGCCUCUGCUCACAAGCUCUAGAUGCUUUUGUGAGAGCGUGUAAAAUGUUUGGCACCAGAGAGAUGCUGCUGCUGAGCCUUUCCAUAGCAUACACAGGCCUGGAGCUCACGUUCUACAGCGGGGUGUACGGGACGUGUAUCGGAGCCAUGACCCGCUUUGGCCAAGAUGCAAAGAGUUUGAUCGGCAUCUCUGGCAUCUGCAUCGGCGUAGGCGAGAUCCUAGGAGGGGGCGUGUUCGGGAUGCUGAACAAGUGUAGCCGGUUUGGGAGGAACCCAGUGGUGCUGCUGGGGCUCAUCACUCACUAUGUCGCCUUCUAUCUGAUUUUCCUCAACAUUGCCAGCGACGCUCCUAUCGCACCGGAGCCAGGGACAGAUCUGCAGGCCUACAUCACCCCCAGUGUCGGCGUGGCGUUGCUCUGCAGCUUCCUGCUCGGUUUUGGCGACAGCUGCUUCAACACGCAGCUCCUCAGCAUCAUCGGCUUCACCUUCCGCGACAACAGCGCCCCCGCCUUCGCCGUCUUCAAGUUUAUACAGUCCAUCAUGGCCGCGCUGGCCUUCUUCUACAGUAACUACCUGCUGCUGCACUGGCAGCUGCUCAUCCUGGUCCUGAUGGGCUUUCUGGGCUGCGUGACCUUCUUUUUGGCUGAGUGGAAGGCCGAGUCCAGGAGGCAAGAAUCGGACUACGACAGCAUCUGAUGCUCGUCUGGGGAGGAGGAAGAGGGCACAGCUGGAGGUGUUUCGCUCUCUCCACAUCUGGAAGAAUCAACAAGGGAUGAUGAUGAUGAUGAUGAUGAUGAUGAUGAUGAUGAUGAUGAUGAUGAUUAACUCAUCCCAGCCUCUGCAAACUAAGACUGACACAGUGGUAUGUAGAAUCCUGGCAGUGGCUGCAAAAAAAAACAUUAAUAUCCAUCUUUAUCUGUAACUAAACUCCAAAGGCAUGAGGAGGAACUGUGAGCACACACAGACUAAUAUACAGUACCUAAUUUUGGCUUUCUAUCUUAUUAUUUACUGCACAUAAAUUUGAAAAUGAAUCCAAACAAAUUAUGGACGUACUUUAAACAAAUGUUACUGAGGCAUGAUAGAUAAAGAUGUGUUAAUAAAAACAAAAAAAAAGUACUUUUGAUUUGAGGGCCUGUCAGCAAUGAUAUAAAGAGGGGGGGCUAAUGAAUCCCACUACUAGUGCCUGUGUGAAGAAAUCCUGAGGAAUAACACUGACUUUAUAGUGAAUAAGCUGUAGAUUUGAAGACUUUAAGAAUACAUUGUUUAGCUCCCGUGUCGGUACUCCUGCCUGCGUUCUCCAAACUGGGGGCGUGCCGACCCCCAUCUACUGUAGGAAAUGCACUGACUAUGGAGAAGUACCCUCGUAAAACCCCACUUAAAAAAAAAUAUCCAAAAUAACCUUUUAAAGACCGCAAAUUGGGUGCAAAGUUAUUAAAAGGGAAACAGAAUUAUCAGAAACUGAACUUUUCAUUUUUUAUUUGUGAGUGUGACAUUUUCACCCUCAAUUCUUCUGCUGUGCUGUUUUUUUUUGUUGUUGCUUUUAUGAUGCACCUUCAGUGCUAUAUAAUUGGUUUAGUUAUAAUAAGAUCCAGAUGACUCUGCAUUCCAGGAAACCUCACAUAAUCAGAAGUGGGUGACUGCCUUCAGUUCAAAUGAAAUAAACAGAGGCUGUUUGGUUUGUGCCAGAAAAAAGAAAAAAAAACACUUCUUUGUUUACCUCCUAAUAUUAAGAAUGUUAAAAGGGGAAAAUGGAGAUGACAAGAUGGUAAAGUUUGUUUCACAUUGUUGACAACAUGCAACAGACUUGAGUUUAGUUUUAGUUUUUAGCUCCGCUAGCAGCUCGGCUUCUAGAGGUCCAGUCAAGUCGGUCCACCACUUUGGUUCAGAGGGAAAUAUCUCGAAAUGAAACUUGGUUCAGACAUUCAACUUCUCUACGAGAUUAAUUUUAAUCACUUUAGUGAUGAUAUAAAAUCUUGCAAGUGUCUUAAAGGGGUACUCCAGUGAUUUAAGUUUUGCUAAAGUUGGAGGACAGAAUGGUCAAUAUUGAAGCAGCAGGCAUGUCGGUCAAGAUCCAAUAUGCUGAUUCCUACACUCCCCAUAAUGCAAUGUAACAAUGUCCUAUGUGUCUAUGUCUAUGUUACGGGCUUACUGUUAAAGCUACCCUGAGGAGUUUUUGACCACUAGUAGUGCUAUUCUAGUACAAGCAUUUUGUGAGGGAAAAAAGGGGGUGAAUUGCAACAGAAAAUCUGACAGAAAAAUGUUUAUUACUCAUAUUUUUUUUCAGAUAUCAGAUAUUCCCCAAUUGAUUACUUAAAUUUCUUAGGACUUUUUAUAUGUGAUAGAGGAGACUUUUAUUAGACUCGAUCAGUUGAAAGUGUAUUUUGCAAUUUGUGUGUGGUCAUGUUGCAUAAUGCCUGUACUAUUCUGUUUGUAUCAUGUACUGUAUAUGUGCGAGCAAGGAGACGCCAACAAACGUAGCAGUAUGCCAACAAAAGCAAUACAGAAGAGGACUGUUAACUAGUAAACAUAGAUGGAAACCAUGCUGAAUGCCAAAUACUUGAAAAAGUCUGCUUUGCAAAUGUUUUAGGAGGAAGGAAAUGUGUUUUGUUAACCCUUGAGGACACACAAUGAGCAGGACUAACCAUGUUGAGUAAAUUAAUCUUGAUUUGUAAAAUCAGUGGAAUGCCCCUUCUCAACAAAAGCGGUGAACUUUAACUUUUAUCUUUCUCACAAUUUUCUUCCUUUUGCGAUGACCUUCAGGGCCUCACAAAGCUGCUGGCGUGGCUGUAGACUCUCUGUCUUGUUCUUUUCUUUUUAACUAGCGCUGUUGUAAACUGAUCAGAUGCCAAACAAACACAGUGCUAAAUACAGGCCUUAUGAUGUGUCUGUUUCAUACAGCUUUAUGUAUUGUUGAGGUGGGAAAGGGCAACAAGGAACUAUAUCUUAGAUGCUGUAGUUUUUUUUUUUUUUUCUCCUUUUGUUUAAAGUGUCAAUUUAUGAAUUACAGCACAUUAUUCUAGUUAAUUUAUUGCUAAAUGAAACUUAAAGAGUUGUGUUUUGCUCAAGUUUUGUUUCAUGUUGCAAAUCCAAUGCAGGCAAUCAAUCUCAAGGAUAUUAAGGGAAAUGCAUGUGUACUAUGAAGGUGAUUUUAUACGUGAAUGUUGUAAUUAAGAUUGGUACUCGAUCUUUCGCUUGCUUGUUUUUGUCAAUAAAAUAUUAUUUUUAAUAUUA